This is a messenger RNA of Colletotrichum fioriniae, 1818 nucleotides long. Lineage: Eukaryota; Fungi; Ascomycota; Sordariomycetes; Glomerellales; Glomerellaceae. The record is from RefSeq and is a predicted model, not a curated record.
AUGUCUGACGAGCCGACCACCAGCGGUCAAUCCGCGCCUGCCGCGACUGAGGAGGUGGAGAAGAGGGUUGAAGGAACCUCGCCUGCUGCUGAAGCUUCUGAGGCCCCCGCGACUGCUGCCAGCGACGCGAAACCAUCCGAGUCUGAGGUAGCUGCCAAGGAGACCACCGAGGAUGCGCAGAAGGAGGACUCCAAGAACCAGGAUCCAGCUGAGACCAAAGACGCGGAAUCAUCCGGCAAGACAGACGAACCAUCCAAGGACGAGGACGCGGACGUCGAGAUGAAGGACGCGACAGAUGGAGCUGAGGCGAAAGAGGCGUCUGAUCCUGUUGCCGAUGAUGCUGAGCAAGCGCCUGCUGCUGACGCCGACGCCGCUGAUGCGACAGCUGAUAAGUCCAAGUCGCGUCGGAGAUCGUCCGGUAUUCCGGAACAUAAGGGCAAGAAGCUUAGCAAGAAGGCAUCGAAGGCGAAGUUCUUCAACACCAAUGCGCAACCCGGCGAUCACUUCCUCGUCAAGCUCAAGGGAUACCCUCAAUGGCCCGUCAUUGUCUGCGACGAGGAAAUGCUCCCCGAGACCCUGCUCAAGAGUCGUCCCGUUACGGCGAAGCGUGCCGACGGCACGUAUCGCGAAGACUUUGCCGAUGGUGGCAAGCGUCAAAAUGACCGCACAUUUCCCGUCAUGUACCUCCGGACGAACGAAUUCGGUUGGGUACCAAACUCUGCUCUCCAGGAGCUGAACUCCGAAAAGGCGACCGAGCUCCUCACCGACAAAGUCAAGAAGGUCGAGCUGCGCGAUGCCUUCGAGCUCGCUAUCGAGCAACACCCCCUUGAUUACUACAAGGACGAGCUUCAGAAAUACCAAGAUGAAGUAGCUCAGAAGCAGGCCGCCAAGGAUGCUAGAGAGGCCGCAAAGAAGAACAAGAAGAAGACUCCUGCGGUCAUUUCGGACGAUGAUGUCGACAUGGCUGAUGCUGCGGACGAGGAGGAGGUCCCCGAACCCAAGGAGAAGACCAAGUCCAAGAAGAGAAAGGCGGACGAAGAAGCCGUUAGCACCCCGGCACGGACUGAUUCUGCCAAGAAGCCCAAGAUCAAGCUGAACACAUCCUCCACUCCUAAGACGACAAACGGAACAGCUACACCAAAGUCGGCUAAAGAGUCAGCCGCUAAGCCUGCGAAGUCCAAAUCGUCAAAGAAGGAGGGUGCUGAGAAGAAGGCGGAGAAGGAAGUUCCUAAGGAGCCUGAGCUUACCGCUGAAGAGAAGCACCAACGCAAGGAGGCAAGUCAAGAUGAUGACAAGGCUCGCAGCCCAGAGCCGAAGGAGGAAGAGAUGAAGAUGAUGUCAGACUACAUUACUAAGCUUGAGAGCUUCCCGGACCUUGAGGUCUCGAUCAUCCGGGCGACCAAGAUCAACAAGGUCCUCAAGGCUAUUCUCAAGCUUGAUUCCAUCCCCAAAGAGGAGGAGUUCAACUUCAAGAGUCGUUCGCAGACGCUCCUUGACAAGUGGACCAAGAUUCUCAGUGGUGGUGAUGCCGCUGCUGCGUCCGCAACUCCGGCCCCCACCAAUGGUGUCAAUGGCACCUCCGGAAAGACGGAGGAGAAGAAGGAGACUUCUGCCGCUCCCAACGGUACUAAAGAGGAGAGCAAGGAAGCUGAAAAGUCCGAGGAGUCUGAGAAGCAGGCCGAAAAGGAGGCAAGUGCGAAGAAGUCCGAGGAGCCUGAAAAGGCAGAAGAAAAGCCCGAAAAGGCCGAGAAGCCCGCUGAAGAGCCCAGUGAGAAGGAGGCAUCUGCGGCCCCGGAAACGGAUGAGGCUAAGGCUUAG